GCUCCUUCUACUCGUUCAUGCACCCGAAUCGGACUGCCUCCAGUCUUCCAUCUCCCCAAGGCGUGUUCAUGCAUGGCUUCCCACUCGGAUCACGCCUCGAUUAGAUGGGCACAUACAGUCAGCGCAAUAGAGGGCGCUCUCGUCGGCGCGCGGUGCGCUGUUGCAUCAAGGACGUGAUGCUCGGCACGCCAUGAUCAAUCAGCCUCGCAGGCGCCCUUCUUUCUGACGCAUCCCACGCAGCAGGGCAUAAAUUGUCCAGAACUUCUUGGAGCCGCGUAGCCGACCGUUCCCCACACACCCUAAUGACAUUGGACGUACCGAGAGAGAGGCUGCUCGUCGCGUCGGGCGUUGCGCUGGGCGUGUAUGUCGGGCUGCGCGUGUUGGGCAGCCGCCUGCGGCAGAGCAUGCUGGAGAAGGAGACCAUCGUGUGCGAGCUCGAGCACCUUGGGAAGCCGCGCGCGGAGGGCGAGAAGCUGAAGGGGACCGCCGUGGUGUGCGGAGGCAGCAUUGCCGGGUUGGUGGCGGCGCGUGUAUUGCACGACCACUACGAGCGCGUCGUGAUAAUCGAGCCGGAGGGUUGGCUGGCGACGGAGGACGGGCGGCGGGUGCGCGCUUGGGAGCAGGAGAACAAGCGCUCGCGGCUCAUCCAGUACGGCGCGAUUCAUGUCGUCCACGGUAUCGGCUACCGCGCAUUCAAGCGCCUCUUCGACAAGUUCGACGAGGAAUGCGCGGCGUCGGGCAUUGCAAUCGGUCCCGCGGACUACAAGACGCACAUGUGGGGCAAUCCCCUCGCGGACACAGACUUGAACGACCCGACGGUCUUCACCUCGCGGCAAGGCAUCGAGACCCUGCUCCGACGGCUCACGCUCGACAAGACGACGUACCCGAACAUUGACUAUAUCGUUGGCACUGUCACCGGCCUCAUCGCGAGCCCCGACGACCCAACGCGGGUAGGGAGCGUCGCGGUGACCGGCGCGGAGGGAAACUACACCGUCGACGGAACGUUCUUCGCCGACUGCACUGGCUCCGCGCAGGCGCUCAAGUGGCUGCCAGCCGCGGGUUUUGGCAAAGUCGACUCUGGCGCGAAGAAGGACAAGGACGGCCCGCUCCCGCUCGACGAGUUGAAGAUCUCGUUCGACCCGAAGACGCGGUAUGCGACGAUGGAGUUCCCUCUGCCGCCUGACCUGCUGAAGCGGACCCCCGUGCCGGACGACGGGCGGAAUACUAUCUACUGCUGCCUCUCGCACCCGACGAAGAACAAGGAAAGCAUAUACGUGCUCAAGCGCGACGGGAACAUCGCAGUACAACUAUGUGUUGGACGCUGGGGCGGAGGAGAGACCCCCUCUGACCUCGACGGCUUCAUCGACUUGGCGUCGAAGGUCUACACAGACAAUGGGCAUCCCGACUGGCUUUUCCCUCUCCUCGAUACCCUGCACGAAGUUGAGGACCAGAUGAAGAUACACAAGGCCAUCGUCCCGCCGCGCUCGUGGAUCCGGUACCACCUCGCUUCCAACUUGCCCUCUAACUGGGUUGCGCUCGGAGACAGCGUCAUGACGCUGACGCCUGCGUACGGGCAAGGCGUAGUGAAAGCUAUCAUGGAUGCGACAUGCCUCAACGAGCUGCUCGUCAAUGUGAAGGAACGCGUUCCCGAUGGGUUUUCUAAGAAGUUCUUCCAGUACCAAAUCAACAAAACUGGGCCUCUCUGGGACCAAAAUCGUCAGGCAGAUUAUGCGAAGGAGACGACGGUGCCCGUGCCGGGCGAAGACCGAUCAUACGGCGCUUUCGAGCGGUGGUAUGGCUUCCGCUUCCAGCGCCUGACCUUCACGGAUCCCAGCGUUACCUCUGUCUUCUAUAGCGUCAUGAACAUGGUCGCCCCCGGCAUCGACACCCUGCAGCCCUCCAUCUUAGCCAAGGUCAUCUGGGAUCUAAUCCGGCAUCCGAACGCAAACUAG
Molecule: messenger RNA, 1952 nt
Organism: Schizophyllum commune H4-8
Lineage: Eukaryota; Fungi; Basidiomycota; Agaricomycetes; Agaricales; Schizophyllaceae
Exons: 9
Coding region: 303-1952 (549 amino acids)
Source: RefSeq, a predicted model, not a curated record